Messenger RNA from Stegastes partitus (bicolor damselfish), 2292 nucleotides. It is a transcript of the gene lsg1, whose product is annotated as large 60S subunit nuclear export GTPase 1. Lineage: Eukaryota; Metazoa; Chordata; Actinopteri; Pomacentridae. Gene Ontology annotation, cellular component: cytosol. Gene Ontology annotation, molecular function: GTPase activity; GTP binding. The record is from RefSeq and is a predicted model, not a curated record. The transcript has 14 exons. Gene Ontology annotation, biological process: ribosomal subunit export from nucleus. Bases 98 to 1978 code for a protein of 626 amino acids.
UGGUUUGGUUUCAGGAGCUCCUGGUUUUAUAUUCUCACAGUGUUUAGGGACAGUUUGAGGUUUUAUAUUCUGUGAAGUUUCCGUAGAUUCGGUUGAAAUGGGGAAGAAGAAGACGGGACUCGGCAGAGCGCUGAUUAAGGAGCGACUCCAGACGGGCCGAGGAAAGCCGAGAGGAGACACCUGGCUCCACACCAGUGAACUGAACGAUGGCUACGAUUGGGGUCGACUGAACCUGCAGUCGGUGACAGAACAAAGCUCCAUGGACGACUUUCUGGCCACCGCUGAACUGGCGGGAACAGAGUUUGUUGCAGAGAAGCUCAACAUCCAGUUUGUUCCGGCCGAAGCUCGAGCUGGUUUAUUAACCGCUGAGGAGAAAACCCGACUGAAGAAGCUGCACGAGGAGAACAAACACUUCCUCAGAAUUCCUCGACGGCCUCACUGGGAUGAAAGCACGAGUCCAGAGGAGCUGCAGCAGGCGGAGAAGGACAGCUUCUUGGAGUGGAGGCGAGAGCUGGCCCAAGUGGAGGAGGAACAGAAGUUGAUUCUGACCCCGUUUGAGAGGAACCUUGAGUUCUGGAGGCAGCUGUGGAGAGUCAUCGAGAGAAGUGACGUCGUCGUUCAAAUCGUCGACGCCAGAAACCCGCUGCUGUUCAGAUGUCUGGACCUGGAGUCGUACGUGAAGGAGGUUUCAGCCGAGAAGGUGAACAUGCUGCUGGUGAACAAGGCCGACCUUCUGACCAGAGAGCAGAGGAGAGCCUGGGCCAGACACUUCGAGAAGGACGGCAUCAGGACGGUGUUCUGGUCGGCUCUGGCUGAGGGCAGCAGGCUGGACGCCGAGGAGAAGGGCAUGGAGGUGGACGACCCGGAGCGUGAGGAGAGCGACGCAGAAGAAGGACCAGAUAACGAAGCAGGUGGAGAGGAGGAGGAGGAGGAGGAGGAAGAAGGAGCAGAGAGUGAUGAGGAGGAGGAGGAGGAGAAGGUGGAGGUGGAUGAGGAGGACUGGCACACCUGUUCUGAAGGCGAGGAGGAAGCUGAAGGCGGAGCUGCCGGUUCGUCCAGUCAGUCUUUCCACAACUCCAGCCGCCUGCUGCACAAGGACGAGCUGCUGGAGAUGUUUAAGGCAGUUCAUAGCGGAACCAGGACCAGAGAAGGACAGCUGACCGUCGGACUGGUCGGUUAUCCCAACGUGGGGAAGAGUUCCACCAUCAACACUAUUUUAAGGAACAAGAAGGUUUCGGUUUCAGCGACUCCUGGACACACAAAGCACUUUCAGACUCUGUACGUGGAGGCAGACCUGUGUCUCUGCGACUGUCCCGGUCUGGUCAUGCCUUCCUUCGUUUCUACCAAAGCUGAGAUGAUCUGCUCUGGGAUUCUGCCCAUCGACCAGAUGAGGGAUCACGUUCCUGCCGUCUCUCUCAUAUGUCAGACGAUCCCUCGGCACGUGUUGGAAGGAACGUACGGCAUCAACAUCAUCAGACCGCGAGAAGACGAAGACCCGGACAGACCUCCGACCUCGGAGGAGCUGCUGAUGGCGUACGGAUACAUGAGAGGCUUCAUGACGUCCCACGGUCAGCCAGACCAGUCCAGAUCUGCUCGCUACAUCCUGAAGGAUUACGUCAGCGGGAAGCUUCUGUACUGCCAUCCUCCUCCUCACAUCAGAGCUGAACACUUCCAGCCUCAGCACAACAAGUUCCAGAGCCGAGACUCGGACAGCAGCGAUCUCAGCGCAGAACACAGAACGCACAGCAAGCAGCACAACAUCAAGAGGAUUGAGAACGUAGUGGACAAGAACUUCUUCCACCAGGAGAACGUCCGGGCGCUGUCCAAGGGAGUGAAGGCUGUGAUGGGCUACAGACCCGGCAGCGGACCCGUCGGCAAACAGGAACCGGAGGUGAUGGCGGGAAAACCCUGGAAGAAACACGGCAACAGGAACAAGAAGGAGAAAGUUCGGCGAAUAACGAAACAUCUGGACGCCUGACGAUGGUCCAGAUGGGUCAGCCUGAAUGUUAAAGGACAGUUCUGUGAUUCCAAAGGAACUAAUGCUGGUAGAUGGAUGUCUGCUGACUAGAUCUGUCUGAUCAUGUUGGUGGGAAUCACUCAUCAUCUGGAUCAGCAGCUGGACUCUAAUCCAGGAGGGAGGACGUUUAUAAUAAAUGCAGGAAUUAAUUGUAUUACAGUCAAAGUACACACGAUUAAACCGUUAAACUGCCACAUGUUGAAUCAGUCCACACACCAAUGACUCAUGUUCCCAGACUGAACUGGGCUAUUGAAUAAAACUCAUGUUUUCUGGUU